CCAUGUUUACUUUCUAGGCAAAUAGAUAGCAAACAAUCUCGCCUUUCUAUAUAAAGUGCAAGGUGAAAGGAAAUGCAUUCAUAUCUGGAAAUAGUCGCUGAAAGAAACCUUCGACCAUGAACACUCUUGUGACCUUUGCGGCCCUGUGCAUCGUGGCUCUCGCAGUCACGGCCCAAGUGCACCAAGGAGGCCCUCAUCAGAACCAGGGCAGGAUCCGCCGGCAAGCCGACCAGAGCCAGCCUGAAGAAGUCCAAGGUCCUGAUGAUGCGGAUCAACCCGACGGACCGCCCGACUCUCCUCUAAACUGGACAACCUGUGACGUCACCGCGACCCCAAGGAUCUCCUGCCAUGACUGCCACACUCGACUGAUCUGUAAACCAGUUGGUGGACUGCUCAAGGGGUGUAACAACCCUUACCGCCCGUACUGCAACUAUGGUGUCUGCUCUCCGCUGCCGAGUCUGGACUGUGUUGGCCAGUAAAGGUCCUGGACUCUUGGUACAUAUCUUACAAAGUAAAACAUAAUUAUGUAACAAUAGCUAUUGCAAAUGUUAUGUUGUCAAUUGGAAAACCAUUGAAAUUAUUAUGCUUUGGUAUUUUUAUGCAAUAAGGUACUUGCUUCUUAUUUACUUACAAAAGGAAAAUGAUCUUCAAAAGGGAAAAUAAAUCUUCAAUGCUGAAAA
Messenger RNA from Plutella xylostella (diamondback moth), 680 nucleotides. RefSeq lists its product as uncharacterized. NCBI's taxonomy places the organism in Eukaryota, Metazoa, Arthropoda, Insecta, Lepidoptera, Plutellidae. The record is from RefSeq and is a predicted model, not a curated record.